AUCAAUCUCCGCACUCACUCUGAAACUGCGAUGCACUUCAAUCCACGAUUUGAUGAGGACACAGUUGUAUUCAACUCAACAUCUGGUGGUGACUGGCAGAACGAAGAAAGAGUGUCAAUGCCUUUUCAUCGGGAGAGGGUUUAUACCAUCGAAUUUGUAGGACAAUAUGGCAAAAUUCAGACACUAAUCAAUGGAGUUAUCCUGCACGAUUUCAAUGAGCGUCUACCCAGCAACGAGAUUAGAGCCAUUGCAAUGGAUGGAGCUGUGCACAUUCACUCGGUUAUCUAUGUGUAG
Haemonchus placei is the source of this 294-nucleotide messenger RNA. Lineage: Eukaryota; Metazoa; Nematoda; Chromadorea; Rhabditida; Trichostrongylidae. The record is from the annotation of a GenBank genome assembly.